AUGACGAAAUCUCGUGAGCCGCCGCGAGGCCGGAUGCGGGUGGAACCGAGCAUACCGUUGGAUUUCAGCAGCCUCCCAGCGGUUCAGGAAAUGAUCGAGGAGAACAACCGCCAAACGAGGCCGAAACGUCGGUUGAAGCAAUUUGAAUUCAUCAACGAAGUCUUUACGAGACUCGGGGACCGCGCAAUCAACGAUGCAGCCGCGGUUCCUGUUCUCUCCAGUUUUCUCCAGGAAUGUGUGGAAAAACAUGGCACUCUCCCCCGUAGCUCGGCGUUGGCCAAAGUUUUGUACUUAUGGUCGGAAAAUGGGUUGGUGGGGGAGGGGCAGUCGCUUUUGGGGGAGGUGUUGCAGGCAGACCCCGCGUUGCGCAAAAAUGCCUUUGAUGAGAAAGUCGCCACCGUCUCGCUUCGUCUUCUUAGCCGAUCGGCAAGUGUGGACGUGGAUCUCAUGAAUAAAAUUCUUGCAAUGCUUCCAGAAGGGGCUCAUAAGAGGCGACUUUUCUUCCCGUUACUUCAACACGCCGCACGAACCAAGGACACCGCACUUGCCUUCAAUACGCUGCGCAUGGGGCAGAACAAGAAGAUUGAAUUCUGGGAUGCGGAUUAUCAUCAGUUGCUCUGUACCAUUCAACAUGCUGCGACGGAGGGCGGCAAUACGACAAAGUUGCUGGAUGAGCUGCUGGAGGCCAUGGUAGACCACCACCCGGUUGUGGGUAAACGCAACGCUGAGGCACUGAAGCACAUGAUGGGGGGCGAAAUGGCAGAAAUCAAUGAUAAGACAGGGGAAUGCAGUCGGUGUGGGACGAAACUUUUCAGUUUUGAUUUUACUUCAAUAGAUCGAGCCACGCUGUUAAGUGAUAUUGAAACAAAGCUUAUAGCCCCACGGGUGGGGGGUGAAAAUCACUAUGAGCCGGAGAGAAUUGUAACACCUGCCGAAAAGGAUCGGCGAUGGCGUGAAUUUGAGGCGUUUAAAGAGACACUUACAAAUUGCGAUUACGAUGUUGUUAUUGAUGGCGCAAAUGUUGGGUAUUAUGGCCUUAGUAGUUGGUAUCGAGAGGCAAAGGAAUUGUGUUUGCGUGCGCGUGGUGUGGACCCGACGACCGUGCCAGAGUAUCAACUUUGUGAGGUGCCAUUACCUGUUGAUGUCCCACCAAAGUUUUCUCUCAUUGAUGAAAUGUUAGCGCAGACGAGAUGUGUUGGUAGAAAACCGUUGGUGAUGCUGCAUAAACGUCACGUGGAGUCUCCUUCUAAGGAGAGUAGUGAGUGGCUUCUAAAGUGGAAAGCCGACUCCGCUCUGAUUGCCUGUCCGGGAUUUAUGAAUGACGACUACUGUUGGCUUUAUGCGGCCAUCUGCAAGCCGGAUUGUCUUUUUGUCUCGAACGAUCUGAUGCGUGAUCAUCAUUUUAUGUUGCUUAGUCGGCGAUCGUUUCUACGAUGGCGCCAGCGGCAUCGUGUAACGUACAAGGCCUUGUUUCAGCGAGCGACGGGUACUGCGACGUUAUUGCUUGCAAUGCCUCGGCCCUUUUCCGUGUGGGUUCAGCGGGGACUGCUUUCACGGACGCAUUGGCAUGUGCCGGUUCUAUUGUCAGCUGAUAUCAUUGAUCAAGCAACGAACAGGGCCUCUGGAAAGCAGGUGGAAGUGGAUAAGGAUGGUGAUGAUUCGUGUGAUGCGUGGCUUUGCACAGCCGCGAAGAAUCUUCUUAAUCGAAGCGAGUAG
This is a messenger RNA of Trypanosoma cruzi, 1716 nucleotides long. RefSeq lists its product as uncharacterized. Lineage: Eukaryota; Euglenozoa; Kinetoplastea; Trypanosomatida; Trypanosomatidae. The record is from RefSeq and is a predicted model, not a curated record. The transcript has a single exon. Gene Ontology annotation, molecular function: ribonuclease P activity. Bases 1 to 1716 code for a protein of 571 amino acids. Gene Ontology annotation, biological process: tRNA 5'-leader removal.